Molecule: messenger RNA, 756 nt
Organism: Schistocerca piceifrons (Central American locust)
Lineage: Eukaryota; Metazoa; Arthropoda; Insecta; Orthoptera; Acrididae
Product: trypsin-1-like
Exons: 6
Coding region: 1-756 (251 amino acids)
Biological process (GO): proteolysis
Molecular function (GO): serine-type endopeptidase activity
Source: RefSeq, a predicted model, not a curated record
AUGAGGGGCACGGCAGAACCGGACGACACUGUUACUGAAGUACUACACAGUUGUAGAAGAACGGAGUAUGAUGUAGGAGGUCCGCUACUGGUGAACGCGCAGCAGGUGGGAGUCGCCUCCUGGGAUGGUUACGACUGUGCCACUGCAGGCUCGCCAGGUGUCUAUGCUGAAGUUUCCUACUACGUCGACUGGAUCAGUCAGAACGCAGUAUACGGUGCGGGGUCCAUCACCGUCCAUGCGGGCUCCACGUCAAGCACCAGCUCUGGUACUACGGUGGGAGUGAGCACCACCAUCAUCAACGACAGCUUUGACAAUCUGGAAUACACGGACGAUAUCGCCCUGCUCGGGCUGUCGCAGUCGCUGUCUUUCUCGUCGACCAUAGCGGCCGUCUCCCUUCCCUCAUCCGGUCAGCAGACAUCCGCCGGCGCCACUGGCACUGUGGUUGGCUGGGGAUCCACCUCCAAGUCAUCCGCUGUCAGCAGCCUGCGCAAGGUCAACGUCGCCGUGUGGUCGGACUCGGACUGCCAGUCGACGUACUCGGACUACAUCUACCUCUUUAUGCCGGCCAUGAACAUCUGCGCAGGAGACUCAGGCAAAGGGUCAUGCGAUGGUGACGACGGUGGCCCCCUACUGGUGAACGGCCAACAGGUGGGAAUCUCCUCGUGGAAUGGGUACGAUUGUGCCACUUCACAGUAUCCAGGUGUCUUUGUUGAAGUUUCCUACUACGUCGACUGGAUCAAUCAGAAUACACGAUGA